This is a messenger RNA of Symbiodinium pilosum, 1491 nucleotides long. Lineage: Eukaryota; Dinophyceae; Suessiales; Symbiodiniaceae. The record is from the annotation of a GenBank genome assembly.
AUGUUUGAGCAUGCUUUUGGCGUGGAGGCCGAGGACGAGCUUGAUGUUGAGCUGGAUAGCUUGUGCGAAAAUUUUUGCAGUGAGGUUGGCUUGGGAGUGGGCCUAUAUUGUGCCAUUACGGGGCUGCCGCUUUCCGGUGGCAGCAGAGCCUCGGUUCGAUCCAGGGGGCGGUUGCACGGCGCUGUGGCCUACUUGUGCCUGAUUGCGAUUCAGGAUUUUGUGAAGGUGAUCCGGGUGCGGGUCGGGGUGAUCUCGUUCUACACGAUUCUGCGGUUUGUGGAAGAGUUCGAAGCCGGCGCUGGUCGCGAGCAGGCAGUGCUGCCACAGGCGGCAUCAGCAGCGAUUCCUUCUCUGGCGAUGCCGGAGAAGGGGAAGGCACCAAUGAGCCACGUCCUUCGACGGGAUGGAAUAGCUGGGCAGAAAACGGCGCUUGGCAAGGCGAUGGGUCGGUGCCAAGCCCUGGCCAUCGAAGCAAUGAAAAUUGGUCUUGGAGCUCCACGGGUGCGGGUCACGGAGGCGACCGCGGCUGGCAGCGGGCGAAUGAGAACUGACUAUGUCGGAGAUGGCGAGAAGGGCAAGAGUGCUUCAAGGGCGUCUUCGGUGGCCUCACUCAGCGAGGCGGACGCCGGCAGCGUGAAGGUGGUCGGCGAGGGCGGCGAGAGAAAGUUCGGGGGGAAGGUGUCGAGCACGUAUCCCCCGAUCUUCAAGGCCCGGCCUCAGGAGAGCUAUGUGGAGUGGAAGCAAAGUGUUGAGUUUUGGAUAGGCGGUGAGGGCGGUCAGCUACUUGCGGAACUGAUAGGCCCUCGGAUGGUGGUCCAGCUCAAGGAGCGCGCCGCUCAGCUGGUCAAGCUCCUGGGCAACGCCGAUGGGAACGGUCCCGACAGUAAGCAAUUCAUUUUUGAGGAGGUUGAUAUCCUUGAACCGUGGUCCGGAGAAUAUUUGGAAUCUUACGUGACUCGGGCCUUGAUUUAUCGCACGCUCCUCCUGGCAAUGGAUGGCAGCAUGACCAUCGGCGAAACCUUUUACGUGGGCCACCUUGUAGAUCAUGCUCACUUGACCCGUCGGGCCUGUGCGAUGGUAAAGACAAAGGCCGGCAGCGAGACGGACGAAUUCCUGGUGACGAAUGCCUUCAUCGAGCUGGCGAGCGAGCUGGAAGGCGAGCAGGGAUACCCGAUAGGUGCUUCAGAGCCGAAUGCCACAAAGGAGUGGUUGCUUCAGGGGGAAGAGGGCAAGGGCCGUCCGGUCCCCAAUCGUCUUCCCCGAGCGGCGCUGGCGGCCGAGCAGCUGGAUGGCGACACUGUCACGGACCUGGAUGACUACGGCGACGAGUCCUUGGACGGGGAGGACUAUACCCCGGAGUUGCACGUGGCCGUGAACGAGGCUUUCGGCAUUCAGCACCGGGCAAAGCAAAAGAUCGCUGAAGGGGGGAAGCUUCGCCAGUACUACCGGCGGCCGGACCUCGAGGAGCGCAAACGAGCCUUGGCCGAAUAG